This is a messenger RNA of Acanthosepion pharaonis, 2382 nucleotides long. NCBI's taxonomy places the organism in Eukaryota, Metazoa, Mollusca, Cephalopoda, Sepiida, Sepiidae. The record is from the annotation of a GenBank genome assembly.
AUGUUCUCAUUACAAGACAGUUUAUCUCGACUAAUAUCUCCUUCCUUCAUUUUGUUGUUCAUGCUACAGUUUUCUUCUUCUUUUACUUUUUUCUUCUUUUUUUCUUCUUUCUCUUCUUCUUUAAUUCCUUCUUUUUGUUUUCGUUCUCAUAAUUCUUUUUUCUUUUCCUUCUUCAUUUACUUUUUUCUUCCUUUUUCUUCUUUUUCUUCUCCUUUAAUUCUUUCUUUUUUCACCUGCUUUUUCUUUUCCUUCUUCUUCUUCUUCUUUUUCUUUUUUAGACCUGCUUUUUCUUUUCCUUCUUCUUUUUCUUUUUUAGACCUGCUUUUUCUUUUCCUUCUUUUUUCUUUUUUCCUUUGUCAUCAUUUUAUUUAUUGCUUUUCUCUUCUUUUUUCUUCUUUUGUCUCCGACUUCUUUAACGUCUUCUUUUCUUUCUUUUUUUUUCUUCUCUUCCUUCUUCUUCUUCUUCUUCUUCUUCUUCUUCCCUGCAUUUUCUCACUUUUUCUUCCUUUAUUUUCUCCUCUUGAUUUUUUUGUAAUUGCUCUCCACUCUUCUUCUUCUUCUCCUUUUUUAACUUAUUUUUGUUUCUUAGUAUUUUCCUUGAUGUCUUUCUUUCUUUCUUUCUUUCUUUUCCCCAUCUUUUAUUUCUCCUUAACACGUUUUCUUUUCCAGUCUCCUUCCUCCUCAUCUAUUACUGUUUUUUAUUAUUUUAUCAUUGUUGCUCUUGUUCUUUCUUUUUUCUUUCUUUCUUCUUCUUCUUUCCUCCUUCUUAACCACUGCCCCUCAUUUUCUUCUUCUUCUUCUUUCUAUCUAUUCUUAUUAUUCUUCCUUCCUUCUUUUUUCUUUCCUUCUUCUUCUUUUUCUUCUUCUUCUUUUUAUUAUUAUUAUUAUCAUUAUUAUUAUUAUUAUUGCAAUUCUUCAAAAAUCUUCGAUCUCUUCUUCUUCUCCUUCUUCUUCUUCUUCUUCUUCUUCUUAUAUCAAAUUCUUUUUCUUCUUUUUCUUCUCUUCUUUCAUUCUUUUUCUUCUUCUAUAUUUUCUUCUUUCCUUCUUUUCUUCUUCUUCUUCAAAUAUUUUUCAUUCAUAUUUUUAUUACAUUCAUUAUUCUUAUUUCAUUUUCUCAUCAUCAUCAUCAUCAUCAUCAUCAUCUUCUCCUUCUUCUUCUUCUUCUUCUUCUCUUUCUUCUUCUUCUUCUCCUUCUCUUUCGUCUUCUUCUCUUUCUUCUUCUUUUUCUCCUUCAAAUUCGUCAUUGACCCUUUUCUUACAUUCAUUAUUCUUAUUUCAUUUUCUCAUCAUCAUCAUCAUCAUCUUCUUCUUCUUCUUCUUCUCCUUCUUCUCUUUCUCCUUCUUCUUCUUCUUCUCCUUCUUAUUCGUCUUUUUUUAGAUUUUCUUGAAUAUUUUUCUCCUUCAAAUUCGUCAUUGAUUUUAUUAAAACAUUCAUUAUUCUUAUUUCUUUUUAAUUUUUUUCAUCAUCAUCAUCAUCAUCAUCUUCUUCUUCAUUUUUUUUUUCUCUUCUUCUUCUUCAAAAUUCGUCAUUUUUUUUUCUUACAUUAUUUAUUCUUUCUUUUAAAAAAUCAUCAUCAUCAUCAUCAUCAUCAUCAUCUUCUUCUUCUUCUUCUUCUUUUUUUUCUUCUUCUUCUUUUCUUCUUCUUCUUCAAAUUCUUUUACCCUCGGAUUUCUUCUUUUCUACCCUCUUUUUUUAUAUUGUUUCUUGACUUUUUAAUCUACCUUCACCCAAUCUUUUCAAAUGUUUCACACUCUUUCUUUCUUUCUUUCUUUCUUUCUUUCUUUCUUUCUUUCUUUUUCUUAAACAAAUAUUCUAUAUUCUAUAUCAUAUUCUGCCUAAGUAAUCUUUACGCCCUUUUUUUAUUCCAUCCACGCAACAGUAGACUAGAAGAAGUCUUCUUGAACUCUUCUUUUUUCUUUUUUCCCUUCACUAUUUAUUCUUUCUUCCUUCUUUCUUUCUGUCUUUUUUCUUUCUUUCUUUCACAUAUAAAUAUCCACCCUCAUAAAUUUAGAUCCUAUAACAUGUUUUUCACCUAUACUUCAGAUUUCUUUCUUUCUUCCAUUCUUUCUUCAAGCUUCACUUUCUCUAGUCUGCUCUACUUUAAUCUAUCUAUCUAUCUAUCUAUCUAUCUAUCUAUCUAUCUAUCUAUCUAUCUAUCUAUCUAUCUAUCUAGUUUUUCUACUAUCUCUAUUCCAUCUAUCUAUCUAUCUAUCUAUCUAUCUAUCAAAUUAAAUUCUAUCUAUCUAUCUUUAGCUAUUUCUAUUUAUAAAUUUUAUCUAUUUUUAUUUUUCCUUAGGCAUUUUAUUUUUUCUUUUUUUUUUUUUUCUUUUCUUUUUUUUUCUUUUUUCAGACUUUUUUUUUUUUUAUCUAUAUCUCUCUAA